Archocentrus centrarchus (flier cichlid) is the source of this 1747-nucleotide messenger RNA. It is a transcript of the gene kcna1b, whose product is annotated as potassium voltage-gated channel, shaker-related subfamily, member 1b. The coding region runs from base 199 to 1689 and encodes 496 amino acids. The record is from RefSeq and is a predicted model, not a curated record. The transcript has 2 exons. Gene Ontology annotation, cellular component: synapse; voltage-gated potassium channel complex; dendrite. Gene Ontology annotation, biological process: action potential; potassium ion transmembrane transport; protein homooligomerization. Gene Ontology annotation, molecular function: protein binding; delayed rectifier potassium channel activity. NCBI's taxonomy places the organism in Eukaryota, Metazoa, Chordata, Actinopteri, Cichliformes, Cichlidae.
AGGAUCUCCAUCUGCUGCUCUCCGGCUCUGCUCAGGUGAGAGAAAGGAGAUGUGAUGCUGGUGAAGAUGAUGAUGAUGAUGAUGGAGAGGGAGGUUCUUCACAGCUCCUGGCCACAGUAGGAGCUUCUCCACUCCAACCCGCCCCCUCCCUCCUCUACACCUAAACUUCCUGUUCGUCUCCUCUGCCCGCCAGGAAGGAUGACUGUGGUGUCCACAGAAAACAUGGACGAGACCUCCACCCUGCCGGGUCACCCGCAGGACCCCUACCCACCCGACGACGACCAUGACAACCACGACUGCUGCGAGCGGGUGGUCAUCAACAUCUCGGGGCUUCGCUUCGAGACCCAGCUGAAGACCCUCUCCCAGUUCCCAGAUACCCUCCUGGGAAACCCCAAGAAGAGGAUGCGCUACUUUGACCCCCUUCGAAACGAGUACUUCUUUGACCGGAAUCGCCCGAGCUUCGACGCCAUCUUGUAUUAUUACCAGUCAGGAGGACGACUGAGGAGGCCAGUCAACGUGCCGCUGGAUAUGUUCUCAGAGGAAAUAAAGUUUUAUGAACUCGGUGCCGAGGCUAUGGAGAAAUUUCGGGAGGAUGAGGGGUUUAUUCGGGAAGAGGAGCGGCCUCUGCCCGAAAAUGAGUUUCAACGGCAGAUCUGGCUCCUCUUCGAGCAUCCGGAGAGCUCGGGGCCAGCACGGGGAAUCGCCAUCGUCUCUGUGAUGGUCAUUCUUAUUUCCAUAGUCAUAUUUUGCUUGGAGACAUUACCAGAGCUGAAGGAGGAUCCCAAUGACCGGAUUCGCAUGGUGGGCAACACCACCGUGUUCUACAAAGCAAACGUCCUCACAGACCCUUUCUUUGUGGUGGAGACGCUCUGCAUCAUCUGGUUUUCCUUUGAGUUGAUAGUUCGAUUCUUUGCCUGCCCCAGCAAGGCAGCGUUCUUCAAAAACAUGAUGAACUCUAUUGAUAUUGUGGCUAUAAUCCCAUACUUCAUCACUCUUGGCACAGAGCUGGCAGAUGACCAAGGCAACAGGGAGGGGAAAGGCGGAGGGGAGCAGGCCACGUCUCUGGCCAUUCUCAGGGUAAUCCGUCUGGUGAGGGUGUUCAGGAUCUUUAAACUGUCCCGACACUCCAAAGGGCUCCAGAUUCUGGGGCAAACUCUAAAGGCGAGCAUGCGGGAGCUGGGCCUGCUCAUUUUCUUCCUCUUCAUCGGUGUGAUUUUGUUUUCCAGCGCCGUCUACUUCGCGGAAGCCGAGGAAAAGGAGUCGUUCUUCACCAGCAUCCCAGAUGCUUUCUGGUGGGCUGUGGUGUCGAUGACAACAGUCGGCUAUGGGGACAUGUACCCCGUGACCAUCGGAGGUAAGAUUGUCGGCUCGCUUUGCGCCAUCGCUGGAGUGUUAACCAUCGCGCUGCCGGUGCCCGUCAUUGUGUCCAACUUCAACUACUUCUACCACCGGGAGACGGAGGGCGAGGAGCAGGCCCAGCUGCUCAAUGUCAGCAACCAGAACCUGGCGUCGGACACCAACUCGAGCCGCCGCAGCUCCUCGGUGGUCAGCAAAUCGGAGUACAUGGAGAUAGACGAGGACUUGAACAACAGCAUCGAUAACUUUAGGGAAGCAAACCUUAGGACUGCCAACUGCACGGCUCCCAGCCAGAACUGCGUGAACAAGGGGAAGCUGCUCACCGACGUGUGAGGCGGCAGGCGACGGCCGCUGUAAAUAUUGUAGAAAUAUCUGGAUGCUUUAUCUCCAU